Molecule: messenger RNA, 5794 nt
Organism: Pseudonaja textilis
Lineage: Eukaryota; Metazoa; Chordata; Lepidosauria; Squamata; Elapidae
Source: RefSeq, a predicted model, not a curated record
CUGUCAAAAGUGUAUAAAAUACAAGUGUAUGAAAUGCAUUCUGUAUUCUCAUCUUUUCUCAGUGACCAAUCGGAUGUCCAUGGAAAGCCCAAAUACUAGAGAGAAGUGCAAAACACCUUUCUGCUCAUGUUCUAAUGCAACUGAGAUAGAGAGGCAUCCCAAAACUUAUACCAGAGUCAUGGAAGGCACUAAACAGAUGAACAGCAAAUCAAACACAGAGAGCAAAAUAUCUAGUUCUCACUUGGACGGUGUGACUGUUUCAAAAGUAUUAGUCAGAGAUGAAGAGAAGUCCAAGAAUGUAACACAAACAUUCACCACUGCUAACGCUUCCAGCUCUUCAGGGCUUUCAUCCAGACCAGAAAAGACUGAAAAAAUGGAUUUGUCGCGCAGGAAUUUUGUUGUCACUAAAGAAGCAUUUACAUUUUCUCAGGCUCCUACAGAACAGAACGGUCAGCAACAGAGCAACUCAGAUAUGGAGAGCAUUGCUUCUAACUUUUACACAGAGAACACUGACAGAAGUGUGAAGAAGAUAAUACAGACUCUGGGGUAUACCAGUAGUUCUUACCGUCCAGAGUCAAUAUCCACAGCUUCUCAGAGUGAAAUACCCAGCGGUUCAGCUCUUACUGAUUCUUCUUCUGUGUUGACUCCAGUUCAAACCAGACAAAAAGAUUUAUCACCUGGGUUCACCAAUGUCAUGGAAGCAGAAAGUACACAUCCUUGGGAUUCUUCACAAGCAACAGCUGCAGAAGGUAGCCAUUUGAGGAGCAGUUCUUCUAAAGAGAAAAUUUCCACUUUUCAGAGAGAUGGUGUAUCUGUUUCAAGUCUAUCAAAAAGAGAUGAAAGAAGUACACUACAAACUGUAAGGGGUGUCAGCAGUUUUGAAAGCGACACACAAACGCCCACUGUUGCCAAUGCUACCAUCUCCAGCAAUUCAGAUUUUGCUCAUUCUUUUCAUAUAAAAACUCCAGAAGAGAUCAGCCCAGGUUUGUUACCUGAAGACACUGAUUUUACUGAAGGAAUGCUUAUAUCUUCUCAGGCUCCUUCAAAAACAACAGUUGAAGAGAAUGGUCAGUCACACAGCAGCCGCAGCUCAAGUACAGACGGCAUUUUCUCCACUUAUCACCUGAACAGCACCUCCAUUUCAGUUCUAUCUAGCUUAAAUGGGGAGAGGACAUUACGAACCCCAAGAGAUGUCAGUAAUGCUCACAAUGUAACACAAGGAUCCAUAGCCUGGCACAAUGAAACCUCUAUUUCUUCAGGCCUCACCAGUUCUUCUUACCUGUUAACUCCAGUAGAAACAGAUUUAACUCCUCAGACCACUGAUUUCACUGAAGGAACAAGCACGCAUUCUCGAGCUUCUUCAGAAAAAACGGGUGUAGAAAGCAGUGAUCCACCAAGCAGCAGCUCGAAUAUAGAGACCAGAUUUUCCCAUUCUGAUCAGGACAGUGCAUCUGUUUCAGGUUCAUCAGACAGAGCGGAUGAGAUCACACCAUCAACUUUAAGAGAAGUCAGCAAUGUUUUUAAUAUAACCCAAACAUCCAGUUCUAAGAACGAUAACAUCACUAGCUCAAAUGUUGCUGAUUCUUCUUAUACAAUGACACCAAGACACACCAGAGAAACAAAUUCAUCAUCUGGGAAUAAUGAUUUCACUGAAGAAGCAUUUACAUAUUCUGAGGCUCCAUCAGAAACAACAGACACCAAGAGUAGGCCACAUGCCUUGAGCCACUUCAAUGUAGAAAAGAAGGCCACUCAGACUGAGAGUAUGUUCUCUUCUACUGUGAUCCAAGAUGAGACCUUUGGAUCUUUAACUAAUCAGAGCAGAUCCAUAGACACAACGGAAUUGUCACCAAUUGAUACAAAAAAUGCUGGUUCUUCUGUGAUGAUCCAGAUGUCGUCUGCCACAUUACGAAGUAGUAAAGAAAAUUCCGCCUCUACUGAAAUGGAUUUCACAGAAUCCCUAGAACAGUCUUCAGAUACUACUUCAUCAAAAGCGUCAAGUUAUUCAUCUUCUGUGAAAGAUUUUUCAAGCUCUACAGACCAUUUUCAAACCAUUAAGGGAUCUGAGGUGGGAAGAAGAUUUUCGAUUGCUUCAACAGACAGCGUCUAUCUAUCAACCACAUUUGUACAUGGGGCAGAAAGGACUUUAAGAUCCCUGCCAGAUAACAGCACGUCUGAUGAUGCAGCAGAUAGCAACUCUUACAAUUCCCAAACUUCCAAAUCUUCAGGGGAAAGCUUGACUUUGUCUUCAGAGCCUGAAACAGAAACACAUAAUGCCUCACUAAGUGAAGUGCAAUCUAUUGGGCCUUCUACUGAGUAUUCAACAGAAUAUUCCUCUGGAGUUCCUACAGCCUUGUCACCAAAUGAUUCAGCAACUAUUGGAAGCACUGAUAAUUCAACUAGUGGGCCAAGAGUUUUGCAUUCUCCCACAAUCAGCACUGGUAGUUCAGCCCCCUUCAGUGAAGGGGAACAGCAAAAUACACAACCUACAAUUAACACUACAGUGAUGGAAGAGACUGAAAGUGUCUCAUCAUAUAUGGAAAAUUUUGACAGCACAAGAUCAAAACCUUCCUCAUCCAAGUCAUACUCUAGAAUGACACAUUUAUCUCUAAAAGAUUUGGAUAUCUCUCCAUCUUCAACUGAGGCUUUCCAAAUUCUUAGUUCAUCAACUGAUUCUUCUUCCAAAAGUGAACUUUCAGAUACUGGAACAGAAUACCAACCAAUAAGUGGGACUGAUUUGGGGAAUCAGACCUCUGUUUCUCAUACUGACAGCACAUACACUUUAACUACCUUUGCCAAGGGUGGAGAAAGGACAUUGCUGUCUCUUCCAAACAACAGCACAUCAGCUGAUUCCGCAGGAAGUUCCACUUACUCUGCAGAAAUGUCCAGCGCUUCGGAGUCAGUUCAGUCUUUCUUUUCAAGUGACAUGGAUUUUUCUGAAAAUUCAACAGAACCUUUGGCAGUGCAUUCCCUGAAAACACCAGAGUAUUCGUCUACAAUGAGUGAACCAAACACAACUCAGUAUUACUCAGAAUCAGAAUCUGCAUCCACUGGCAGCUUGUCAUUUUCAUCUUCCCCUACAAGGCUGUCAGAACAGGAUUCACUUCCACCAGUUCACCCAUCCACUCUGUUUUCCUCAGCCAAGUCUUCUGCCCCAUCCUCUUUUUCUACUUUCCCAUUACCAUUAUCGUCAUCUCCACCCACAUCUCUAAUGACAUUUUCACCCAUGUUCUCAUCCACAAAACCACCCCCAUUGCCUUUCUUUCCCUCUGUGUUGCCUUCACUUUCUUCAACACCUUCGUUGUUACAGCCUAGUGAAAGUCUUGAAACCAGUGUUUCUGUGACUGAGCCUGAAGGAACAACUGGAGCAGAACUACACACGGCAAGAAGCUCCCAUGGCGAAUAUAACCGUCCGACUACGGCGUAUCCAUUGGUGAACAACACUAUUCUGAUGGCAACUGGGACUUCUCUUCUGAUGGAAAUUACUGAACAGCCUGCCAACCGUUCUUCACCAAGAACCACUUCCCAAGAGGAAACGAAAGGAUGGACACUUAGUCUCCCAGGAAUCAAUAUUGAGAAUGAACCCAUUACAAGUACCUCUUCACCCUAUUUCCAGGAAAUGACCACUACUUCUGAGCCAGCAAAAGCAACUACGGCUAUACCGUUGCAUACAAUCCCUCAAAAGGAUACUUUCCCUUCAUCAACAGUAACCAUGGGCAAAAAAACUACAGAAAUAACACACACACCUGGAAUAUUGCCUACUUCAGCAUCAACCAUGAAUUAUUUGUUCGCUACAAAGCUUCAAAAGGUUCCAUUGCCCUCUCCUACUGAAAUAUCUUCUUCCCCUGGAAUUCCCACAAAAAUGAUGGAAAAGAACAGUACAACUACUGUGAAAACCACAGCGCCCAGGAUUGUUAUUACCACUUCUCCCUAUACCUUAACUUCUCACAAAAGCACUGUUCAGUCUUUUCCUGCUUCACCGAUUCCUUCCAGACCAACCACAACUGCGAGUUUAGGAAGCUCAAAGAUAUCUUCAACUGUCUAUGGAAAAGAUGAAUGCCUGCCUAAUCCUUGUCCACCUAUGUCUACAUGCACUCAUGUACAAGGUUCAUUCCAAUGCAUUUGUUCCUUGGGCUAUCAGAUGGGAAAAGGAAAAUGCAACUUAGUAAGGACCUUUGUUGGUCACUUUCCACUAACAUUUAACACAACUGGAGGGACAUACGCAGAACUACAUCAAAUUGAAGGAGUUAUCAUAAACCUGCUGAAUGAAUCCCUUUCAACAUUUCCUGGUUAUUAUACUUCAACUGUUAAAGCCACAAGGCAAGAAGAUACUGUUCAAAUAUCCAUCCAGAGCACCUUUUCCAUGGCUUCCAACGUCACCUUUUCUGAAGUAAUUGGCACAGUGCAAAGUCGGAUCCGAGCCUGCAAAGCUCCCACCCCACCCUGCCAGUUCAUCUCUAAUUUGACCCAGCUCUAUAGAGUUGGUGGUCUAUGUAAACAUAAAGAUCCGGAAUGUGACAAAGGGACUUCUGUGUGUGUAGACUUGGAUGGCAUUGCUGUUUGCCAAUGCAAACCUGGGUAUUUCAAAUAUAACAAACUGGAUCAUUCAUGCAGAGCCUGCGAAGAUGGGUAUAAACUCGAAAAUGACACUUGUGUGAGUUGUCCAUUUGGAUUAGGGGGAUUCAACUGCAGGAAUCCAUACCAGCUUAUCACCAUUGUGAUUGCCGCAGCUGGAGGAGGACUUCUGCUUAUCAUGGGAAUAGCUCUCAUAGUCACAUGCUGCCAAAAGAAUAAAAAUGAUAUAAGCAAACUCAUCUUCAAAAGCGGUGACUUCCAAAUGUCACCAUAUGCAGAAUAUCCCAAAAACCCUCGUGUUCAGGACUGGAGCAGAGAAACCAUUGAAAUGCAAGAGAACGGGAGUACUAAAAACCUAUUACAGAUGACGGACGUUUACUAUAUGCCAACUAAUCUAAGGAAUCCUGAACUAGAAAGAAAUGGAAUCUAUCCGCCUUACACAGGUCUUCCGGGAUCUCGACACUCCUGUAUAUACCCUGGACAAUACAACCCAUCCUUCAUUAGCGAUGAUAGCAGAAGAAGAGAUUAUUUUUAAUGCAGGUGAAAAAAGGCAGCUGGGUGACAAAUGGGACCUUUGUAUGCAGCGUGUUCCCGAGUAUGCAGUCAUCAGACAACAACUCAGUCACAACUGUGUACAGAAGGGGACUUUGAACCUGUGGAAAACCUCAGAAGGAGCUGCGCACAAGGAGCCAUCUCCAGCUCUUGCUGAGCAGCAGCGAAAAGAAGACAGGUGUGGAAAGCAAGUUCCAUACGCCUGGUUGUUGGAAAGACAAGAAAGAAGCUCAUUCUGCAUAUUUUUCUCACCACUAACUGUGUCACAUAAUGUGAACGUAAUAAUAGAUCGUGAAAGCAAAACUAACAAAACACUGUGGAUGACACGCUAAAUCUGAUGCCAUUAGGGUGUGUUGUGUUUACAGAUAGUAUCUAGUGUGCCAGGUUUGUGUUGCCCACUUUUUGUUUAUGCAAAGCUGGCUUGAAUGAAUGUUAUGGAACGAACCCUUGCUCUGUUGCCAGGUGUCCACUAGGAGGUACUCACAGCAUGUUGCUCACCGAGUGGUGGAGAUGGGUACGGGAACAUGGCCUAGCAAUAUGGGAUCCUAUGCAGAAUCCAAGGUGGGGUUUUAUCCCUCUCCAAAAAGGAAAAAAAAAGUGAUUCCCCCAUGAUCUGUCCUGUUGUUUAGUUAUGGCCUAGGUAGUAGUGAUACUUGACUCUUUGCCCUUA